Molecule: messenger RNA, 4845 nt
Organism: Pipistrellus nathusii (Nathusius's pipistrelle)
Lineage: Eukaryota; Metazoa; Chordata; Mammalia; Chiroptera; Vespertilionidae
Source: the annotation of a GenBank genome assembly
AUGUUCCAGGAGACCUUGGAGGCCAUGGGCAUCAUGGGCUUCAACGAAGACGAGCAGCUGUCCAUCCUGAAGGUGGUGUCGUCAGUCCUGCAGCUGGGCAAUAUCGUCUUCAAGAAGGAGAGGAACACGGACCAGGCGUCCAUGCCGGACAACACAGCUGCUCAGAAAGUUUGUCACCUCAUGGGCAUUAAUGUGACGGAUUUCACCAGAGCCAUCCUUACCCCACGUAUAAAAGUCGGGCGGGAUGUGGUACAGAAAGCUCAGACCAAAGAACAGGCCGACUUUGCCAUCGAGGCUCUGGCCAAGGCCACGUACGAGCGCCUUUUCCGCUGGAUCCUCAGCCGUGUGAACAAAGCCCUGGACAAGACCCACCGGCAAGGGGCCUCGUUCCUGGGAAUCCUGGACAUUGCUGGAUUUGAGAUCUUUGAGGUGAACUCCUUCGAGCAGCUGUGCAUCAACUACACCAACGAGAAGCUGCAGCAGCUGUUCAACCACACCAUGUUCAUCCUGGAGCAGGAGGAGUACCAGCGCGAGGGCAUCGAGUGGAACUUCAUCGACUUCGGGCUGGACCUGCAGCCCUGCAUCGAGCUCAUCGAGCGGCCGAACAACCCUCCAGGCGUGCUCGCCCUGCUGGACGAGGAGUGCUGGUUCCCCAAAGCCACAGACACGUCCUUCGUGGAGAAGCUGUGCUCCGAGCAGGGCAACCACCCCAAGUUCCAGAAGCCCAAGCAGCUCAAGGACAAAACAGAGUUCUCCAUCAUCCACUAUGCUGGAAAGGUGGACUACAACGCGAGUGCCUGGCUGACCAAGAACAUGGACCCGCUGAAUGACAACGUGACCGCCCUCCUCAACGCCUCUUCCGACAAGUUUGUGGCCGACCUGUGGAAGGACGUGGACCGAAUCGUGGGGCUGGACCAGAUGGCCAAGAUGACGGAGAGCUCGCUGCCCAGCGCCUCCAAGACCAAGAAGGGCAUGUUCCGCACGGUGGGGCAGCUGUACAAGGAGCAGCUGGGGAAGCUCAUGACCACGCUGCGCAACACCACCCCCAACUUCGUGCGCUGCAUCAUCCCCAACCACGAGAAGAGGUCCGGCAAGCUGGACGCCUUCCUGGUGCUGGAGCAGCUGCGGUGCAACGGGGUGCUGGAGGGCAUCCGCAUCUGCCGCCAGGGCUUCCCCAACAGGAUCGUCUUCCAGGAGUUCCGGCAGCGCUACGAGAUCCUGGCCGCCAAUGCCAUUCCUAAAGGCUUCAUGGACGGGAAGCAGGCCUGCAUCCUCAUGAUCAAGGCCCUAGAACUCGACCCCAACCUGUACAGGAUCGGGCAGAGCAAGAUCUUCUUCCGAACCGGGGUCCUGGCCCACCUGGAGGAGGAGCGGGACCUGAAGAUCACCGAUGUCAUCAUGGCGUUCCAGGCCAUGUGUCGCGGCUACCUGGCCAGAAAGGCCUUUGCCAAGAGGCAGCAGCAGCUGACCGCCAUGAAGGUGAUUCAGAGGAACUGUGCCGCCUACCUCAAGCUGCGCAACUGGCAGUGGUGGAGGCUCUUCACCAAGGUGAAGCCCCUGCUGCAGGUGACGCGGCAGGAGGAGGAGAUGCAGGCCAAGGAGGAUGAGCUGCAGAAGACCAAGGAGCGGCAGCAGAAGGCGGAGAGCGAGCUCAAGGAGCUGGAGCAGAAGCACUCGCAGCUGGCCGAGGAGAAGAACCUGCUGCAGGAGCAGCUGCAGGCGGAGACGGAGCUGUACGCCGAGGCGGAGGAGAUGCGGGUCCGGCUGGCAGCCAAGAAGCAGGAGCUGGAGGAGAUCCUGCAUGAGAUGGAGGCCCGCCUGGAGGAGGAGGAGGACCGGGGCCAGCAGCUGCAGGCGGAAAGGAAGAAGAUGGCCCAGCAGAUGCUGGACCUGGAGGAACAGCUGGAGGAGGAGGAAGCUGCGAGGCAGAAGCUACAACUUGAAAAGGUCACGGCCGAGGCCAAGAUCAAGAAACUGGAGGAUGACAUCCUGGUCAUGGACGAUCAGAACAACAAACUGUCCAAAGAGCGAAAACUCCUUGAGGAGAGGAUUAGUGACUUGACGACGAACCUCGCAGAAGAGGAAGAAAAGGCCAAGAACCUCACCAAGCUGAAAAACAAGCACGAAUCUAUGAUUUCAGAACUGGAAGUACGGCUGAAGAAGGAGGAGAAGAACCGGCAGGAGCUGGAGAAGCUGAAGCGGAAGCUGGAGGGAGAGGCCAGCGAUUUCCACGAGCAGAUCGCUGACCUGCAGGCGCAGAUUGCGGAGCUCAAGAUGCAGCUGGCCAAGAAGGAGGAGGAGCUGCAGGCGGCCCUGGCCAGGCUUGACGAUGAAAUUGCUCAGAAGAACAACGCCCUCAAGAAGAUCCGGGAGCUGGAGGGUCUCAUCUCAGACCUGCAGGAGGACCUGGACUCAGAGCGGGCCGCGAGAAACAAGGCUGAGAAGCAGAAGCGAGACCUGGGGGAGGAGCUGGAGGCGCUGAAGACGGAGCUGGAGGACACGCUGGACAGCACGGCCACCCAGCAGGAGCUCCGGGCCAAGCGGGAGCAGGAGGUGACGGUGCUGAAGAAGGCCCUGGAUGAGGAGACGCGGUCCCACGAGGCCCAGGUCCAGGAGAUGAGGCAGAAGCACACCCAGGCGGUGGAGGAGCUCACGGAGCAGCUGGAGCAGUUCAAGAGGGCCAAGGCCAACCUGGACAAGAACAAGCAGACGCUGGAGAAGGAGAACGCAGACCUGGCGGGCGAGCUGCGGGUCCUGAACCAGGCCAAGCAGGAGGUGGAGCACAAGAAGAAGAAGCUGGAGGUGCAGCUGCAGGAACUGCAGUCCAAGUGCAGCGACGGGGAGCGCGCCCGCGCUGAGCUCAACGACAAAGUCCACAAGCUGCAGAAUGAAGUGGAGAGCGUCACAGGGAUGCUCAACGAGGCGGAAGGGAAGGCCAUCAAACUGGCCAAGGACGUGGCCACCCUGGGGUCCCAGCUCCAGGACACCCAGGAACUGCUUCAAGAAGAAACCCGGCAGAAGCUCAACGUGUCCACCAAGCUGCGCCAGCUGGAGGACGAGAGGAACAGCCUGCAGGAGCAGCUGGAUGAGGAGGUGGAGGCCAAGCAGAACCUGGAGCGCCACAUCUCAACCCUGAACAUCCAGCUCUCCGAUUCAAAGAAGAAGCUGCAGGACUUUGCCAGCACCGUGGAGGCCCUGGAGGAAGGCAAGAAGAGGUUCCAGAAGGAAAUCGAGGGCCUCACCCAGCAGUUCGAAGAAAAGGCAGCUGCUUAUGACAAACUGGAAAAGACCAAGAACAGGCUUCAGCAGGAGCUGGAUGACCUGGUUGUAGAUUUAGACAACCAGCGGCAACUGGUGUCCAACCUGGAGAAGAAGCAGAAGAAGUUUGAUCAGUUGUUGGCCGAGGAGAAAAACAUCUCUUCCAAAUAUGCGGAUGAGAGGGACAGAGCGGAGGCGGAAGCCAGGGAAAAGGAAACCAAGGCCUUGUCCCUGGCGCGGGCCCUGGAGGAGGCCUUGGAAGCCAAAGAGGAACUCGAGAGGACCAACAAAAUGCUCAAAGCCGAGAUGGAGGACCUGGUUAGCUCCAAGGAUGACGUAGGCAAGAAUGUCCAUGAGCUGGAGAAGUCCAAGCGCGCCCUGGAAACCCAGAUGGAGGAGAUGAAGACACAGCUGGAAGAGCUGGAGGACGAGCUGCAGGCAACGGAAGAUGCCAAGCUGCGGCUCGAGGUCAACAUGCAGGCCCUCAAGGGCCAGUUUGAGCGCGACCUCCAGGCCCGGGAUGAGCAGAAUGAAGAGAAAAGGCGGCAGCUCCAGAGGCAGCUCCACGAGUAUGAGACGGAACUGGAAGACGAGCGGAAGCAACGUGCCCUGGCCGCCGCUGCCAAGAAGAAGCUGGAAGGGGACCUGAAAGACCUGGAGCUGCAGGCUGACUCGGCCAUCAAGGGGAGGGAGGAAGCCAUCAAGCAGCUGCGCAAACUGCAGGCUCAGAUGAAGGACUUCCAGAGAGAGCUGGACGACGCCCGUGCCUCCAGAGAAGAAAUCUUUGCCACGGCCAAGGAGAACGAAAAGAAAGCCAAGAGCUUAGAAGCAGACCUCAUGCAGCUACAGGAGGAUCUAGCUGCAGCUGAGAGGGCUCGCAAACAGGCAGACCUGGAGAAGGAGGAGCUGGCCGAGGAGCUGGCCAGCAGUGUGUCAGGAAGGAACACGCUUCAGGAUGAGAAGCGCCGCCUGGAGGCCCGGAUCGCGCAGCUGGAGGAGGAGCUGGAGGAAGAACAAGGCAAUAUGGAGGCCAUGAGUGACCGUGUCCGGAAGGCCACCCAGCAGGCUGAGCAGCUCAACAAUGAGCUGGCCACGGAGCGCAGCGCAGCCCAGAAGAACGAGAGCGCAAGGCAGCAGCUAGAGCGGCAGAACAAAGAGCUCCGGAGCAAGCUCCAGGAGAUGGAGGGGGCAGUCAAGUCCAAGUUCAAGUCCACCAUCGCGUCCCUGGAGGCCAAGAUCGCACAGCUGGAGGAGCAGGUCGAGCAGGAGGCGAGAGAGAAACUGGCGGCUGCCAAGUCAUUGAAGCAGAAGGACAAGAAGCUGAAGGAGGUGCUGCUGCAGGUGGAGGACGAGCGCAAGGCGGCUGAGCAGUACAAGGAGCAGGCAGAGAAAGGAAACGUGAAGGUGAAACAACUCAAGAGGCAGCUGGAGGAGGCAGAGGAGGAGUCCCAGCGCAUCAAUGCCAACCGCAGGAAGCUGCAGCGGGAGCUGGACGAGGCCACGGAGAGCAAUGAGGCCAUGGGCCGCGAGAUGACCGCGCUCAAGAGCAAGCUCAGAGGCCCCCUCCCCCAGGAAACUGCGCAGUGA